GUUCAUUUUUUGUUGAUUUUUCAUUUUAUUUUGUUUUGUUGAUGAACGAAUCAAUCAAUCAAUUAUUUUUACGGAAAUGGAUAACCAUUUGGAAUCAUCAUCAUCAUCAACAUCAAAGCCAAUAACAUUAUAUUGGAAAAAUCUUUGUUACGAUGUUUAUGAGUGGCAACAAACGAAUGACAAUCGUUAUUGUUUGAAUUAUCCAAAGCGUCAGCCAAAAUCGAUAUUGAAUUGUUUGAAUGGUUCGGUAUGUUUGAAUAGUUUGAAUGCAUUAUUAGGACCAUCAGGUGCUGGUAAAACAUCAUUCAUCAAUUGUCUCACCGGUAAUAUUUCGAUUAAUGGAAAAUUAUCCCGUGAAACGGAAAUCUAUUUCAAUCAAAAAUUAUGCUCACCCAAAUCAACAAGGAAACAAACUCCAUUAUUUGGUUUGGUACCGCAAUUUGUACAGGAAACUAUUUUCGGUCGUUUUACUGUUGAAGAAAUACUGAAAUAUUCAUUUUGUUUUAAGAAUCCAUCAUAUCAUCAUCAAAAUGGUGGUCAAUUUGACCAUCUGGAUAAUUGUAUUCGAACAACAAUGAAUGAAUUAAUGUUAGAUGAACGAAUACGUCGAACAAGAUUUGAAAAAUGUUCGGGGGGUGAAAAACGUCGCAUAGCAAUUGCCCAGGAAUUAAUGUCCGAUUCAGAUUCACGGCCAAUGUUUUUGUUUAUUGAUGAACCAACGACCGGAUUAGAUAGUGAAUCUGCUCUGUUGGUUAUUCGUUGUUUGCAACGAUUAUCAAAAAAUAAUCCAAUCACAGUAUUUGUUUCCAUUCAUUCACCAAGUCAAGCAAUAUUGAAUCAUUUUGAUAAAUUAUUCAUAUUGGCUAAAGGUGGCCUGAUGAUCUAUUCGGGCAGACCAAAUUCAUUACCAUCAUAUUUGAAACAAGUAACCGGUAUUGAAAUAAAUGAUGAUAUAUCACCGAUUGAAAAAUAUCUGUCCAUUGCAAGCAAUGGUAUCGAUGGUGACAAUGUUAAACAAUUAGCCAAUAGUGUUAUCAAUGAUCAAUAUGAAUAUUCAUUGCUAAUGAAUGACAAACAAUCGAUGAAUUAUCAAUCAAUACCAAAUGGACUACCACAUUAUCGAAAAUCGUUUUAUUUUCAAGAUUUAUUCAUACAAUUCAAACGAUUAUUACGGCUACUUUUCAUUGUUGAUGUAAGAGUUUUUAUCGGUAUAAUUAUAUUGCAAACAAUCGGCGCAGCAUCAUUCAUAUCGAUUGUUGAUAAAGAUAUUCUCGAUAUAGAUGGUUGUGCUUCUUCUGAUGUUCUCAUGAAAAACAUUACCUGUAAUGAUCAUCUAAAUGAAGAACGUUUAACAUCACUUUUUAUUAUUUUGCAAACAGUUUUUCUAAUCAGUAUCAUUGGUAUAUCUACCGGUAUAUUGGCUAUAUUAUCAAUUGGUUAUCUUAAAGUUGUACGUAAUGAAUAUCUAAAUGGAUGGUAUAGUUUUACGGUAUUAAUGAUACCAUAUCAUUUAGUACAAUUGAUAAAAUUAUCAUUAUUAAUAGUACAUCUCACAGUAACAAUAUAUUUGAAUGUUGGUUAUAUUUAUAUUGAUAAUUAUCAAUUGAAUUGGUUGCGCUUUGGUAAUUUUUUACUAUUCUAUUUGAUAAUGUCAAUAUAUUCGCAUUCAUUUGGCCAGCUUAGUUGUUCAUUAUUUCCGGAAAAUGUGCAUGCAUCAAUACUGAUUUGUCAAUUGAUUAUAAUCGAAGUAAUAUUAUUAGAUUGUUUGCUAUUCAUAACAAAUAUUAUGAAAAAAUCAUUCGUAUUAAUGAUGACUGAAUGGCUCGGUUUUCGUUAUAUUGGUGCCGGUUUAUUAUAUGCAUUUUUCGGUAUUGAUCGUUGUGAUUAUUCCUCCAUGCAAUAUUCAUCAACAAUGGAUAAAUUUUUUGUGGAUAUUGAUAAUAUUUAUUGGAAUUUAUUAAUACCAUUGGCCAAUAUUAUUAUCAUACGUUUUAUUGGUUUCAUCGUUACCUAUUUUCAUCUAAAUCCAACAUUAUUUCAUUGGAAAUUUGAAUGGAAAAAUAUUUUAAAUAUCAAUAACAAAAAGAUAAUAUUACAAACCAAGAGAAAAAAAUUGAUUCCAAUCAUUAAAUCGUCAUCGAUCAAUACUAUGGUCACGAUUAAAAUGGAUGAUAACAAUAACAAUGAAGAUAAUGAUGUUGUGGAUGAUAAUAAUGAUGAAUCCAUCAAACAAAUGAAACAAUUCUGUAAAGAUCGAUAUAUAAUUGGUUGGCGUAAUCUGACAUUAUAUGCUAAAGAUUCUAUUUACGAUAUUCAACCAUCACCAAAAUCCUUAUCAUCAAAUAAUGAUAAUGAUCGUCAAUUAAUAUUACGCAAUCUUGAUGGACAAAUCAAAUUCGGUACAUUGAAUGCAUUGAUGGGUAGUUCAGGAUCGGGUAAAACAUCAUUAUUAAAAGUAUUGAAUGGUCAUAUGAAAACUAAAUUGGCUGGAUCCACACAAUUCUAUCUAAGCCGUUUUAUACCGAUUCGUACAUGUUUUAUUGCCCAGGAAAUAUCUGAUCAUUUAAUACCUGGUCUUACUGUACGACAAAGUUUAAUUUAUGCAUCCAAAUUGAAAAAUUGUCAAUUUAUCAAUCCAACAACAAUUCCGGAUCAUAAUCAACGGAUAAUGAAAUUGAUGUACGAAUUGGAUAUUAUGGAUACGGCCGAAACAUUAGUACAAAAUUGUUCUGGUGGUCAACGUAAACGUUUAGCAUUAGCGCUGGAAUUAACAUCGAUUCAGAUGCCAAAUCUAAUCUGUAUUGAUGAACCAACAAGUGGAUUAGAUUCCAAUUCAAGUCGCUUAGUACUGAAAUGUUUAAGAAAAUUUUUAUCAAAUAAUCCCCAAAUAACAAUGAUUGUUAGUAUACAUCAACCAAAUACUGAACAAUUAAUGAUGUUUGAUCAUUGUUAUGUCCUAGCAUAUGAUGGUAUCUGUAUUUAUUCAGGUCCACCGAAUCAGGUUAAAAAUUUUCUACAACAAGAAUCGUCACUGACAAAUCAAUCAUUAUUGGAUGAAUUACAAUUCCCAAUCGAAACAUUAAUCAAAUAUUCUUGUACAGGACUAACAAAUCCAAUUGUACAGAAGUUUGCGGAAAAAACAUCGAAAAAAAUUCAAAAAAUUAAUAUAUCAAUUGAUACGAUACAAGUUUCGGAUGGUAUCCCUACUGUACGUAAUCGUUUUACCUUUCGUUCAAUAUGGAUUCUAUUUGAUCGUUCAGCAAAAUUAUUUCAGCAACAUUUAUGGUUCAAAUAUUUGGCCUGUUUAUUAUUAUUUUUUGUUGCCGGUUUAUCAUUGGUUGGAUUUAUCGAUCCAAAUGUUGCCCAAUUUGAUGGUUGUUUAUCAUUAAUGGAUGAUGAUAUCAAUGAAAUUUGUACAAAUCGUACAACAAUCGAAAGGCAAUAUGAAGAUAUGGCAAUGUUUAGUAAUGUUAAUUAUAUGAUUAUAAUGUCGGUUGGUUUCAUGAUAUUGAUCAGUCCCGAAAUGGCUUUUCAUUUUGCCAUUGAUUUACCGCAUUUCAUGUGUCAGCAUGCCAAUGGAUGGUACUCAUGUGGCACGUAUUAUAUAAUGAAAUUGAUAUAUGAUUCAAUCAAAAUAAUACCAUUCAUAUUGAUCUAUGUUUAUAUGAUCGAUAUUUAUUCACCUGUUUCAAUGAAUAAUUAUUUUGUAUGGUAUAUAUUAAUAUUGCAUAUGGGUUCAAUGGCAUUCAUAGCCGUUAUAAAUAUGGCAAUAUUUACAUUUCCACGUAAUUUGAUCAAUAUAUUCAUUAUUAUUAUCUGUUUUCUUUGUUUCGAUCAUUUAAUGUGGCAUACUGGACCAAUAUUGCAGGAAAUGAAUUUUAUCGUGAAAUUUGUUGAAAAAUUUGCCAUUCUAAAGCAUUUACAUAAUGCUAAUCUAUGGUUGGUUUAUGGUGGUGAAAGAUGUUCAUCAAUGAACAAUCAGAUACAGAUUAUAUUGUAUAUGACGCAUAUUGAAGAUGAAUGGCCUCAAUUUUUAUGGAAUUAUUUACGCGCAGCAAUCAAUAUUGUUAUCUAUCAUUGUAUGGCAUUUCUAUUGUUUCUUUAUAAAUCAAAUGAAUUAAUUAAUCGUCAUGAACGUGCUCAACGUAUACAACGAUAUCGUACAGAACGUUUAAAAUGUUAAGGAAUUGAUUGAUUUUUCUAUCCAUUAACAUAUCAAAAUUGAAUGUCUGUAAAUUUUUUGCGUCAUUUUUUGUAAA
Messenger RNA from Dermatophagoides pteronyssinus (European house dust mite), 4259 nucleotides. RefSeq lists its product as uncharacterized. Gene Ontology annotation, biological process: transmembrane transport. Gene Ontology annotation, cellular component: membrane. The record is from RefSeq and is a predicted model, not a curated record. Lineage: Eukaryota; Metazoa; Arthropoda; Arachnida; Sarcoptiformes; Pyroglyphidae. Gene Ontology annotation, molecular function: ATP binding; ABC-type transporter activity; ATP hydrolysis activity.